UUGAGUUUGGACGAGCAACGAUUAUGGCGUCUUCCACAGAAUCGAAAUCCUUUGCAACUUUCAUGGCUUUUGCUCUCGCAGCUUUCUCCGCUUCCACAGCCUUCUCUGUGUAUUUGUGGCAGAGAAAAUCUAGGGUUUUGGACGACAAGAUUCUAGAGCUCGAGAAGGCUCUCAAGAAUCUCUCUGACAAAUGCGUCGCCGAGAGGCAAGGCCGGAUUCGGGCUCAGCAGGCUUUGAGGAAAGAACUAGCUCAACCAACGGUUGAAAACUCCGAGCUAACUUCUUAUCCCAUGGCACCUAUUGGCGUCAUCAAAUCGUGCUUUUCUACCAGAAAUGGCACACCGAGGCAACCUUUACUUGUACCACUUGCUAAGGCACGCUUGUUCUUUAAUUUGUCCCGUGUUCCUCCAGCCUCCCUUGAGGGGCUUCGAGAAUAUUCUCAUUGCUGGGUUAUAUAUGUCUUUCAUCUAAAUACUGAUUUGGAGAAGCUUUGGAAGGAUCCAACCAAGUCAAAAUUCAAGGCUAAGGUAAGAGUGCCAAGAUUGAAAGGUGGGAAGAUGGGAGUAUUUGCAACACGAAGUCCACAUCGUCCAUGCCCCAUUGGGCUCACUGUUGCAAAGAUUGAGGCGGUGCAAGGGAAUUUGAUACUGCUCUCUGGUGUGGAUCUGGUGGAUGGGACACCAGUACUUGAUAUCAAGCCCUAUCUCCCAUACUGCGAUAGCAUCCAAGGAGCAACUGUACCCAACUGGCUAAUGGACGACAAUCUAUUGGUAGUAGCUUCUGUUAGCUUUUCCAAGGGCUUUUCUUCCACACUUGCCAAUUGUUGGGAAAAGGCAGGAAAGAAUUCACUCUACGCUUCACCAGAUGAGUUUCAAAGCUUGAUAAAGCAAGUGCUUUCCUGGGACAUUCGAUCAGUGUCUCAACGCAACCGACCUCAUGAUUCCCUUAUCAAGACCGAAAACGGUGAACAUUUGGAGAGUGCUUUCGAUCCCGACGAGUUUCAUGAUGAGGAAGUUAGUGACCAUGGAAGUGAGCAGCCUAGUCUUUCUUCUGGGGAAGUAGUUUAUCACCUAAUUUUGGAAGGCUUGGAUGUCUCGUACAGAAUUGAUUUUAAUGGCAAUGUCGUUGUAGAGAAAGUCUCAUCAGCAACCAUCUCGAACAGUAACGAAAACCACUCUAGUUACUUCACAUGGAGAAUUGUCCUGCUUGAAACUUUCUUACUAUGCGAUCAAAAGGAUUAACUUUCUUUUUCUUUUUUCUUUUUUUUUUCCAUCUAUCUCCUUUUGUUUGUUU
Morus notabilis is the source of this 1293-nucleotide messenger RNA. RefSeq lists its product as uncharacterized. The record is from RefSeq and is a predicted model, not a curated record. NCBI's taxonomy places the organism in Eukaryota, Viridiplantae, Streptophyta, Magnoliopsida, Rosales, Moraceae.